Molecule: messenger RNA, 348 nt
Organism: Moneuplotes crassus
Lineage: Eukaryota; Ciliophora; Spirotrichea; Euplotida; Euplotidae
Source: the annotation of a GenBank genome assembly
AUUUUUAAGUGAAAUGGAAGGUGAAGGGGAUGAUUUUAUUGAUGUUAAAGUGAGAGAGUGUGAUACAGAAGAUGAGUAUGGGACUUAUCCUGAACAUGGACCGGUGUACAAUAUCUAUGUCACUAGGGAAGCAGAUAUUGCUGAGCUCAAAACAGAAAUCUCAUUACACAGAGGUCUAAGCCACAGAAAGUUUGAUGUAUGGUGUAAUGGAAGAUUAAGAAGGUAUAAUGAAAAGGUAAAGCAUUGAAUUGAUGAAUAUUGCUCCACCUUCUUAAUCUACUUCCCUGAUCCUUUAUACCAAGGUGAGUGAGUAUUAUUUGAAUAACAUUCAAGUCAAAUUUUACUCUA